Gambusia affinis (western mosquitofish) is the source of this 1127-nucleotide messenger RNA. RefSeq names its product solute carrier organic anion transporter family member 1C1-like. NCBI's taxonomy places the organism in Eukaryota, Metazoa, Chordata, Actinopteri, Cyprinodontiformes, Poeciliidae. Bases 1 to 723 code for a protein of 240 amino acids. The record is from RefSeq and is a predicted model, not a curated record. Gene Ontology annotation, biological process: sodium-independent organic anion transport; transmembrane transport. The transcript has 4 exons. Gene Ontology annotation, cellular component: membrane.
AUGGCCGACUACAUUCACGUCCCGGACGAGGCUCCCGCUGUGCCCAAAAUAGAUGUGACGGUCGAUGAGAACGACUACCGACCCGACUUAUUUUAUCCCCUCAUCUUUUCUUCUGUCCUGUUUCUGUUUUUUAAUCUCUCAGCUCCUGUUGUUGCCCUCGGAUGCAAAAUUGCUUUCUUUCUCGGUGCAGAAAGCAUCACCAUAACUCCAAAAGAUUCCCGCUGGGUGGGCGCCUGGUGGCUGGGCUUCCUGGUAUCCUCUUCCCUGUUGCUGGUCUCCAGUAUCCCUUUCUGGUUCCUGCCACGCUGGCUUCCCAAACAAGGGGAUGAAACGGACAAACCCACUCUUGGUGGAAUUCCAGCGCCUGUGUAUUUUGGAGCUCUGAUAGACUCUACUUGCCUGAAGUGGUCUAUCAAGAAGUGCGGGGGAAGAGGGGCGUGUCGCAUUUAUGACUCAAAUAUGUACAGGAUAAUUUUCCUUGGUUUGAUUACUUGCCUCAGCGGCACUUCCUACUUCUUCAUGAUUGCUGUCAUCGUCCUCCUGAAGCGACAGUUUUGGAAAUCAGACCGGGAGACAGAGCUGCAACAACCCAGAGCGUCAAAGGAAAGUGGAAUUAUGGUUCAGCUGGACAUUCAGGAGAAGAGCAGUGCUGGGAACACAAGUCCCAAACCGUCUUCUGACAAAACAGACUCUACUGGAGUUGAGAAAGACUUGGAAGGAUGAGGGGAAAUAGUCAGAACAGAGCGACUUUUUGCAAAUAAUAGUCUAUUUUUCAACAAUAUAUAUGAUGUGAACCUGACAGAGACUUCAGGUGAGUUCUUUUUCUUUCUCAUAGAUGGUCAGAGAAUGUUAUCAACAAAACCUCUGGUCUACAAAAGAUCAUUAUUUCCUAAGUCGUGCAAUAAAGCAGGCAGUUCAAGUUAGUCUUUUCUUGCUAGGUCUGUUUACCUCUAUAUUGGUUAUCAUGUAACGCAGUUUGUUUUACUACUACAGACAGAUUGAGCAGCAAUUUAAUAAACUGACCUUUUUGUACAUCUCUUCCAUGUUGAAAGCAAAAUUGAUUGUUUAAUGAAACCUCUUGUUUAAAAAUGCUAUUUUUGGCAAUAAAUAAAUCCUUCAGAAAGAGA